GCGCGCUUGUCUUCGUACCGAGAUCCCAUCAUUGUGCACACUGCCUUAAUACAGAUUUCACUUUUUGUCCCAAUCCGGUUAAUAAAAUGCCACCAAAACGUCCACCUCCGUUGGUUCCCAAGAAACCAAAUCCUAGCAUGAACUAUGAGGUGUUAAUCUAUUUGAAUUCGUUUUACUUUGGCAUGUUUGCCUGCUGUGAGAUGGCAAUGGGACUGCUGAAGGCGAUCAAUCUUAGUUAUACGGGUCACACGCUAAUGCAAGAUUCGGCAGUAAUGAUUAGCUUUAUAGUUUUGGAGACAAUACGUCUGAUAAUGGGACGCAAGGGUUCAUUGGCCGAGAGAGGUUGGACAGCAAUACUAUCGGUUUUUCUGACUGCUCCCUGUUUCCUGGGUGUCUCCUAUCUUUUGUUGCUACAAACCUACCGAUUGCGUCUGGAAUAUUGCCUGUGCACGCUACAGAUUGCCCUUUAUCUGACCGAAGUUUGGUAUGCCAUAGUCUUCGUUUUCUCACUAUGUCGUCCAGUAACUUAUGAUUAGUAACAGUAACAACAGCAACAACUCGAAACAUUUAUACAUCUAUUGUACUUUAAAACUUAAAAAAAAGAAACCAAAAAAAAAAAAGAAAACCAAAAACUAGACUUUAGCACUUAAAAGAAAAGGAAUUUGAAAGCGGCACUUGACUUGCUCAUGCCCCCUUAAACAAACCAAAGAAAAAGCCAACAAACAAACAAACAAACACUUAUGUAUGUAGUAUAUACAUAUAUAAAUAAUUAUAAAUAAGAUUUAUGGAUAAAAUUUAACGGUUUUAUAUACAACAAACAAACAAAUUGUUAACAUUUAAGCAUAAAUCGGAACCAAUAUAAGACAAAAGAACAAAACCUUACACUUGAAUCAUCAGAUACAAAUUAUAUACAUUUGCUUUUUUCUACAAUUUAUAAUUUAAACAAAAAUAAUAACAUCGUUUAAGUAACUCACCUACUCAUAGUCUCACAUGUAUUGUAAAUUGUGCUUUAACUCAUCACAAAUCAAUAGUUUAAAUGAGAAAAAAACAGAGAACAUACUAAUCAUUCAAACGACCCACAAGAAACUAUAGACGAUGGUGUGUACUUUACUGAAAGAAUACUUUAUAUAAAACUAGCAUGUAGCGUAUUUAACUUGUUCAAGACGGUACUACAACAAAACAAAAAGGAAAAAACCAAAAACCACAUGAAAAACCAAAAAUUAACAAUUUGUAUAAUGUUAACUAGGCUAACACUUUCUUCUGCCUAUUGGCAAACACAAACCCAUCACACACAGACACACACACACACACAAGUCCCAAAGCUCAAUUGUACCCCGCCUAUAAGGUAGAGAGCGCUAUCCUAAGAAUUAUGAAAAUUGAAUGCUAGUCAAUAAUUAUAAUUUUUCAUUACAUCAAUAAUAUCGUUAGCUGUUCUGGCUAAAUGGAAGACUAUAGAUAGAUUGUAAUGCAUGUAAGCAAACUAAAUAAUAAGUUCCAGGUCGUUGUGACGAAAAUACGAUAUAACGAUUGCAGUUUUGAAUGAUACAAAAUGAUUUGUAAAACUUACAAUUCGGUAGUCAGAGCAGCUAGCUGUGCACAUCUAAUUUAAAUAGAAGACCUUUUUGUGGUUUCAGAGCGAACAAUUAGCUAAGCACAAAAAUAUUUAAUAAAAACAAAAAAAAAUAGGUCAAAAACUAUUCUGAACAAACCUUACAAUCUUUUAAAAAGCUUUUCAAACCAAACAGAAUUCAGAUUACAUAAGCCUUUUGUGGUUUAAUUUUGUAGCAUAAUUGAUGAAAUGUUAACAUGUUUAUUUUUUAAUCAAAACAAAAUCCAAUUAAUCCAAUUUAGUUGAGAAAUUCAAGAUUUUAUCGACAUUAUUUACAUUUGAUGAAAAUACCAAUUAAAAAUUAAAACCAAA
Drosophila willistoni is the source of this 1921-nucleotide messenger RNA. RefSeq names its product transmembrane protein 216. Lineage: Eukaryota; Metazoa; Arthropoda; Insecta; Diptera; Drosophilidae. Gene Ontology annotation, biological process: non-motile cilium assembly. The transcript is spliced from 2 exons. The coding region runs from base 87 to 536 and encodes 149 amino acids. The record is from RefSeq and is a predicted model, not a curated record. Gene Ontology annotation, cellular component: ciliary transition zone.